Messenger RNA from Cylicocyclus nassatus, 504 nucleotides. NCBI's taxonomy places the organism in Eukaryota, Metazoa, Nematoda, Chromadorea, Rhabditida, Strongylidae. The record is from the annotation of a GenBank genome assembly.
AUUCUUCUAAAUUUCAGAUGCAAUCUCUUCUAAUAUUCCUGAGUCUUGCGGGGUCGUCGCUGGCCCUUUUGGGAAUUGGUUCCACACAAUCUGUAGCAGUAACUGGACGUUUGAUCUGCAAUGGUCGGCCGGCUUCUGAUGUCAAAGUGAAACUGUACGAAAAGGAGCUGACUUUUGAUGUAAAAAUGGAUGAAGGAAGAACCAAUGGAAACGGGGAAUUUCGUCUUUCUGGCUCGAAAACAGAAAUAACAACCAUUGAUCCGAAAGUAAACAUCUACCACAAGUGCAACUACAACGGGAUCUGCUACAAAAAAAUUGGUAUCACCAUCCCAGACAAUUACGUUACCAAUGGACCUACUCCUCAAAAAACCUUCGACAUCGGUACAAUCAAUCUGGCUAAUAAGUUUACUGGCGAAAGUACCGAUUGUAUUAACUGAACAAUGUGCAUGUAAAUUUACCUCGAAUAUGUAAAGACCGUUUUUAAUAAAGCUAUUUUACCCGUAC